AUGUGUUCGAUCCUGGUGUGGUGCCGGACCGGGGACAAGACGCAAAACAGGCAGGUAACUCUAGUGCGUUCGGCAGCUUCAAAGCUGAGUUCUUACUUCUCCUCGCUCGACCACAAUUUUACGUGUUCGACAUGUUGUCUCUCCGACGUGCCGCAUCUUCUGUUGUGAGGCGUAAUACCCUCGCUUUGUCCGGAGCAGCACAACAAUGUGCUUUCAAGAGCACACUUCCUGAACUUCCUUAUGAAUACAGUGCCUUGGAGCCGGUUGUUUCUCGGGACAUUAUGACUUUGCACCAUCAGAAACAUCAUGCUGCUUAUGUUACCAAUUACAACGCCACACUGGAGAAGUUGCAAGCUGCUGUCAGCAGAAAUGAUAUUUCAGCCCAGAUUGAACUUCAGCCAGCUUUGAAAUUCAAUGGAGGUGGUCAUAUUAACCAUUCCAUAUUUUGGCAGAACCUUACUCCUGACACUACUAAGCCAGAAGCUGGUCUGGAAGAUGCCAUCAAUCUUCGAUUUGGUAGCUUUGAGAAAUUUAAGAAUGAAAUGUCAACCAAGGCAGUUGGUGUUCAAGGGUCUGGGUGGGCUUGGCUGGGCUAUGACAAAACUAGCAAGAGCCUUCAGAUUGCUACUUGUGCUAACCAAGAUCCUCUGCAAGGAACAACUGGUCUGAUACCCUUGCUUGGAAUUGAUGUUUGGGAGCAUGCCUACUAUCUUCAGUACAAAAAUGUGCGUGCUGAUUAUGUGAAGGCUAUUUUUGAUGUUGUUAAUUGGAAGGAUGUCUCAAAACGUUUUGCUGAUGCCAAAGCCUAGUCACUCUGUUCAUAAUUUUGUGCUAAGUAAUAACUUUUGUUCAGGUAUCAUAUUAUUCUUUUUACUUAGUUAAUUAAUUUUCCACUCUGUGUGAUGUUUAGAUGUGCAAUGUAAUGUAUACCCACUUUGUUAUUGUUUUGUUGUCUCAAUGUUUUUGUAAAGAAUUUUAAUUGGAUUCAUCUUGAUAUAGAAUGUGAUACUCAAUAAAUAAUGAUCGAAAAAUUUUAGAAUCUAA
Messenger RNA from Thrips palmi, 1044 nucleotides. It is a transcript of the gene Sod2, whose product is annotated as superoxide dismutase [Mn], mitochondrial. Gene Ontology annotation, molecular function: superoxide dismutase activity; metal ion binding. Bases 132 to 809 code for a protein of 225 amino acids. The transcript has 6 exons. The record is from RefSeq and is a predicted model, not a curated record. Gene Ontology annotation, biological process: superoxide metabolic process. Gene Ontology annotation, cellular component: mitochondrion. NCBI's taxonomy places the organism in Eukaryota, Metazoa, Arthropoda, Insecta, Thysanoptera, Thripidae.